Molecule: messenger RNA, 3201 nt
Organism: Aphis gossypii (cotton aphid)
Lineage: Eukaryota; Metazoa; Arthropoda; Insecta; Hemiptera; Aphididae
Product: runt-related transcription factor 1-like
Exons: 6
Coding region: 1318-2784 (488 amino acids)
Biological process (GO): regulation of DNA-templated transcription
Cellular component (GO): nucleus
Molecular function (GO): RNA polymerase II cis-regulatory region sequence-specific DNA binding; DNA-binding transcription factor activity, RNA polymerase II-specific; ATP binding
Source: RefSeq, a predicted model, not a curated record
UCGUUAGUCUUGACUGUUCCGGUGGCGGUGGUGCUGUGUGUACACGGCGCGGAGACGGACCGCCGCCGCCGCCGCCGCCACGGGGAUGGACUUUGGUUUCGAUCUUGGUGGCGGCGGUGGCUCGGCGCGCCGCCGGUGUGCGUCUUUGCGGCAGCGCACGCCAAAGGUGUAACCCUUGCACACACCCCCUUCGCCGGCGCCGCUACCCCUGCACAUCAGUGUCGACCGCCACCACCGUCGCCUUUCGCCCGUCCGAGUGAGUGCGUGCGUGUGCGGUGCCCAUGUGGGCGCGUCCCGCCGCGACCGACUCGUCGCGCCGCGCUCUCCGGGCGAAAACCCCCGAAUAUUGCGGUCAAACGCGCACGCACUCGGGUCUCGCGCUCCGCCGCUUCAUAUAUACCGCGACUGCGACGCGUUGCGUAUACCGGUUACCGGAGCUCCGGUGCCGCGCCGCCGCCGUUUAACCGCGCUCGCUCACACACACACACAUACACACAUACACACACACACACAUACGCUUACAGACUAUAUACAGUAAAAGCAUUUAUAGUUGCGGUGCCGCGUUUGUAUAGUGCGCACGGCGACGUCGUUAGGUAGUGUAGUCGCUCCGGCGACUUAAUACCGUCUUCGCCGACGAUAAUAAUCAUAAUAUCAUAAUUAUUUUUACGAGUAUCGUCCCUAUUACAACACAAUAGUUCCGUUAUUAAUGAUACGACGACGAGAAACGCGGUCUUCAACACGUGGCUUUUUUUUCCGUUAAAUAUUAUUUUAUUAUAUCUUUAUCAUCGCCGCCGUCCGGUGAUCGCAGUGCGUUUCGUAAAUAAUAAAUUAAAUAAAAUAUAAUAUAAUAUACACACGUGUGUAGUAGUACAACAACCGACACGACAGACAACACGGACGAGCGAUUCACGAGCGCGGCGGCGUCGAAGGGACGCGGACGGAAGGAAGCAAAAAAAAAAAGAGCGGGAAACGCGGUCGUAAAAGUAUAAUAAAAAAAAAAAAAACACUACACUACAACCGCGGUAGGUGUACCGCCACUACCACCGCCACCACCACCGCCGCUGCCACCGCUGCCGCCCGUCACUCGCCAGUGCUGUCGAAAGUUUGUUUGUAUUUUUUUUUUCGUUUUUUUUUCGACGGCGCGUCGGUGUUUUUUUCCCCUCCACUACCCGUCGGCCGAUCAACGGCCUUGAAUUGUUCCGCGAUCUAACGCCGCCACGUUUUUAAAUCACUUCGUUGUUGACGGCGACGUGACAAAGAGCCCCGUCCGUUACGUAUUUACCGAGAGCAACGACCGCGGAUUACCGCCGUGGCGGGAUGGUGGUCAAGGGUGCCCAGAUGACUGGCGGCGGCGCCGCCGCUCCCGGUCCCGCGGCCGCCGACGACGGCCUGUCGGACGCGUACGCCAAGAUGACCGCCGACAUACUGGCCGAACGGUCGCUGGGCGAUUUCCUGUCCGAGCACCCGGGCGAGCUGGUGCGCACCGGUAGUCCGUUCCUGGUGUGCACCAUACUGCCCACGCACUGGCGGUCUAACAAGACGCUUCCGGUGGCGUUCAAGGUGGUGGCGCUCGGCGAGGUUCCGGACGGCACGGCCGUGACCAUACGAGCGGGCAACGACGAGAACUUUUGCGCGGAGUUGCGCAACUGCACUGCCCUGAUGAAGAACCAGGUGGCCAAGUUCAACGAUUUGCGGUUCGUCGGCAGGAGCGGCAGAGGCAAGAGUUUUACCCUGACCAUAACUGUGAGCUGUUCGCCCCCACAAGUUACCACUUACAAUAAAGCCAUCAAAGUCACUGUGGAUGGACCUAGAGAACCACGCUCCAAAACACGACAACAGCAACAGUUUCAUGCCUUUGCGUUUGGACAAAGACCGUUCUUAUCAACGCACUUCGCUAAUCCAUUGGAUCCACUGCACAGGACUGCCGAUCCACUUGCUUUCCGCAUGCCAGCCAUGGCAAAUUGUCAAAAUAUGGGCCAGUUCGCUCCUCAUCAUUCAUGGGGAUACUCUCAUUCGACAGCGUACUCGACGUGGCCGGGCGGAGGCGGAUGCACGAACUUCACGCCGCCCGCGCUCACCACUGGCUUCACCGGUACCGUUGCCGCGUCCGAACUUCACACCUCCUUGUCGGCAGGACACCAACACGACUUGUUCGCGACGUGUACCGUCAACGCGCAGACUACAGCCGCCGUGAUGCCACCGUUUGCCGACACGACCGGCGCGACCGUCAACGGUACAGGCGACCUAGAGCACCAGCUACUGCUGUCGUCGUCGGCGACAAACUGUCACCAACAACACGACCGGACCGGAUUUCCGACGGUCAGGGGUUACCAGCAACAGCAAUCGGCCGUCAACGAUCUGCAGACGAUGCAGCCGCCGCCGGCGCCGGACCUGCACCCGUCAACGUCGUCGGGACCCCGGUCGACCGACUCGUCGGCGCCCGACUCGCCGACCGAGCCCGGCGGGUCCGCGGACGAUAUGAUGGCCAUCGGCCACGCGCACGGUUACGACCAGCUAGGCGGCGGCGGUUACCACGGUGGCGGUCACCCGACCACGGGUAUGCAGAUACCGGCGUCGUUGCAACUCUACUCGCAGCUGUACCACGCGUCCGCGACCGGAAACAUGACCAGACACCAUCACCAUCACCAUCACUACCACCAACCCGGCGACGACGGAGGCGGCGGCGGAGACGACGAUCAUCUGCAGGUCGCCGGCGCCACCCAGAGGCCGACCCAACAGGCCGUGGCCGCGGCUGACCACUCGGCCGUCUGGAGACCUUAUUGAGUGGUACAACCAACACGACCGUCCGCGGAUCAGCCUAGCCCAUUUAUUAUAAUACGUAAUAAUAUGUAUGCCUUCCUACAGUAUAUAAUAUUGUCAUUACGAUGUAUUUGAUAUUAUGUAUAAUAUUACGAUAAUAUUAAUAUCGCAGACGAAACCGUUUAGAUUAAAAAUAACUAAAAUAACUACUCGUAAGUCGUAUGUAAUACGUAAGAUAAUAAUAUUAUUAUUGCGAUUAUUAUAAGACUAUUCCUAGAUCAAUAGAUCAUAUUAUUUGUAUUAUUAUUAUUAUUACUAUUAUUAUUAAUAUUAUUAAACAUUAUGUAUACUUAUAUAAUAGGCAUAUUGUGCAAUAUGAUGUUUAUAAAAACCUUGUGAUUCGAGUAAUAUUAUGUAUGAAAUAUACGUUAACGUGCAAUA